Messenger RNA from Ipomoea triloba (trilobed morning glory), 990 nucleotides. RefSeq lists its product as uncharacterized. The transcript has 2 exons. The record is from RefSeq and is a predicted model, not a curated record. NCBI's taxonomy places the organism in Eukaryota, Viridiplantae, Streptophyta, Magnoliopsida, Solanales, Convolvulaceae. The coding region runs from base 1 to 990 and encodes 329 amino acids.
AUGGAUUUUGAGCAAUGUGUGGAAGUUGGCUCAUACUUCGAAAUGGAUUUUGAGCAAUGUGUGGAAGUUGGCUCAUACUUCGGUAGUGGAAGGGAAGGCGAGGAUGAAGGCAAUGUUGCUUCCGGUGGUUCGGUUUCUAAGAGAGGCAUCCGCAAUGUUGCUUCCGGUGGUUCGGUUUCUAAGAGAGGCAUCCGUGGGCCUAUGGAUAGAUACAUGGUUAAAGGAAAUUCAAGUGGUGAGCAAACAACUAUUGCACCUCCUCAAAAUGCAAAGGAACUACGCCAACAAGUAUGUUUAGAUACUGGGAGGUUUUUUUAUGAAAAUGCAAUUCCUUUCAAUGUGGCAAGGAGUCCCUCAUUUGUUAACAUGCUUCGAUCGGUUGGUGCAUAUGGUCGGGGACUUAAGCCUCCCACCAUGUACGAGCUUAGGACAUGGAUUUUGAAAGAAGAAUUGAAAACAACGAAAAGAUUUGUUGAUGACAUCAAGAGUACAUGGCCAGUAACGGGGGUUUCAAUCAUGUCUGAUGGUUGGCAAGAUGUUAGACAUAUGAGUCUAAUUAAUUUCCUUGUCAAUAAUCCAAGUGGUACAGUUUUUUUGAAGUGUCUUGAUGCAUCUGAGCAUGUUAAAGAUGCUAAAUUGUUAUUUCGGUUACUUGAUGAGGUUGUUGAGGAAGUUGGUGAAGAAAUUGUGGUUCAAGUUAUAACCGAUAAUGCAAUUGAGGCAACCAUUAGAAUCUAUGCAAGCAAAGCUGAUGGAAAAGAAGCGAGGAAAAUAAUUCUGAAGGAUAACAACUUUUGGCUAAGCUUGAUUUAUGCUAUCAAGACUACAAAACCUUUGGUGGAAUUGUUGAGGCUAGUUGAUGGAGAAAAAGAGCCUGCUAUGGGUUUUCUUUAUAAUGCAAUGGAUGAAGCCAAAGAGAAGAUAGCAAAGAACUUGGGUGGUGAAGAAAAAGAUAACAAGGAGAUAUGGGAUAUUAUUGAUGAGAAAUGA